CACUAACCGGCAGAGAGUUGGGAGCACAUCACCGAGGAGGUGAGCGGAGCACUCUGAGACUGACUGAAUGACUGAAUAACCGAGGUCAAGGAGCCAGGGUCGGCUGGAAAUCCUGGAUGGGGUGUUUCAGACUGAGAGACAGUUUAUUGCUCCGUGUUGUUGCUGAGAGAAGAGCGCACCUGACCGCGAGCAUCUCUCCUGGGAGAGGCUUGACCAUGUUCACUGGAGCGAGAUCAUGACUUUACUCAACGACUCAGACGAGACUUCCUCUCCCUCCUUCCCUCUCUUCCCCCUCGAGAACAAUUUCUCCUCCUUUGUCAGCCAUGACCCGUCGUACUCCCUCGUAUCUUUACCCAACUCCUCGACGUCCUUGCUGACAUCCUCCAACUGCACCACUUCCCCAUCGCCCUCAUCUCCACCGUACAACUUCUACGCGGUGCUGCUAGUCCUCCUGAUCUUCUGCGUGGUGUUCGGCAACGUGCUGGUGUGCGUGGCCGUGUCUCGAGAGCGGGCUCUUCAGACCACCACCAACUACCUCAUCGUCUCCCUGGCCGUGUCCGACCUGCUGCUGGCCACUCUGGUCAUGCCCUGGGGAGUCUACCUGGAGGUGGUGGGUGAGUGGCGCUUCAGUCUCAUCCACUGUGACAUCCUACUCACCUUGGACGUCAUGAUGUGCACCGCCAGUAUCCUCAACCUCUGCGCCAUCAGCAUCGACAGGUACACAGCGGUGGCCAUGCCGCUGCUCUACAACACCAGAUACAGCUCCAGGAGGAGGGUGGCAGUGAUGAUUGCUGUGGUGUGGUUCCUUUCUUUUGCCAUCUCCUGCCCUUUACUGUUUGGACUGAACAAUACUGCGAACCGUGAAGGCACCACGUGCAGCUUUGCAGACCCGGCCUUUGUGGUGUACUCGUCUGUGGCCUCCUUCUACGUUCCCUUCAUCGUAACGUUGCUGGUGUAUGCGCAGAUCUGCCUGGUGCUGCGCAAGCGAGGCAGACGCACCGCCCCACCGCGCAGACACGGCCUGCUCACACAGGUUGGGGCCGAGGCAGGAGAAGGUCAUCGACACCGGAAGAAUAAAUGUACACAACCAGAGGAUGUAAAGUUGUGCACUCUGAUCCUGAGACCUGCCACUGCGGCCCCGCAACGCAAGAAAGUGACCCUGGUGAAGGAGGCGGUGGUUCACCCCCUUGAAGUGGAGCCUGGUCAGUUCCUGCCGCAGACUGAACAGAGUCUGCCUCCUCCCCCUCCCCCUCCUCCUGCUCCUCCUGCUCCUCCUGCUCCACAGCCCUCCUCCCUCUCAGGACGAGCCCGCAUCUCCCUGUCCAUUUCUGUCGGGCCCGCCCCAGUCCUUCCUUCAACUGUGACGCGGUCGGCCUUGACACCCCGUCCGCCCACUCUCGAGGAUGGCAUGAGGGGCCGUGAGGGAUGGAGGGAGCGCAGCGGGGGCAGAGAGAAAUGGGGCGUGACCAAGGAGAGGGUGAGAGGGAGGCUGUCACAGCAGAAGGAGCGGAAGGCCACGCAGAUGCUCGCUAUUGUGCUGGGUGUGUUCAUAAUCUGCUGGCUGCCUUUCUUCCUGACCCACGUCCUGAAGGCCCACUGCAGGAGCUGCUGCAUCUCGCCCUCACUGUACAGCGCCGUCACCUGGCUGGGCUACCUCAACAGCGCCGUCAACCCUGUCAUCUAUACCACUUUCAACAUUGAAUUCCGCAAAGCCUUCAUCAAGAUCCUGCACUGCUAGGCCAGGAAAAGAAGGAGCAUCACGUGAGCUGUCAGGACGAACAAAGGCCGAUGCUGCUCUGAGAUCUGAGCUGACGGAAGAGGAAGACAGUGGAGAAUAAGAACCCGGUUUUCAUAAACAGGAAAGGGGGAUUUGGUGAUAGGCUGGACAAAUGAUAAGUGAGCCAAGCUUUUAGGAGCAUUGAAUGUAAACAGUGGCUCAGAUAAAAGAAGACAGAAAACAUAGCACACAAAGAGGAUGACAGCAGGCAAGAAAGAUUCUACCAGGCAAUCACAAAAAAAGAGAGUAUGUGACAGGUACACGGCAGCUUCAAGAGACACAAACAAGUAGGAGAUAUUUUUAGGAAACAAGACAUGCACUGUGUUUUGUACAUAUGUUCUGUAAAGCAGGAGGUGUGAGGACUGGGAGUCUCUCCAGCACAAACAGACUCAGACUCCAAAUAUGUGACUGUUUUUCCAAUUUAAAGGAGCGCUCGACUUGCACCAUUGUCUCACUGCGGUAUUCUUUCUUCUAAUUUUUGACAACAUUUGAUGACAUUCUCAGAGGACUGGAAUAAGUUGAGACAAAGAAAAAGAGUCCAACUCAAAAGUUUGUUUUGCUCUCACGGCCAAGAGUUGAUCUUUUUACACAGAUUUUUUUUUUGUUUGAGAACUCACAAAAGUUACAUCAAGCUAGACUUUCAUUCAAGUGAAUGUGUACAUUUCUUCAUUUUAUGCUUUAAUGUGCAAUAAUAUCAAAUACUGUGCUCUAAAUAAUAAUUUUACCUGUUGAGUUAUUUAUGUAUUGUACAGUCCAUUAUUGACACUAAUAAAUACUCUCUUUUAUUAGUUAUUGUAUCAUAAUGAAACAAAUGUUCGUCUACAGUAUUUUGUCUCAAAGGAGAUUUUUUAUACCCUGCCAGGUGCACAUUGUUUUUAGUGAAAUGAGCAAAAAUUAUUUGAAAAGAAUAAAUAAACAUAUCUACAAGGUACCACUGGGGUAGUGCUAUGAGCCACAGUGACUGUGUUAAAUUAUAUUUGAUUAGUUGGUAUUCAAACAGUGUUCCAUGUGCACACUGGACAAGUCAUGUUUCAUUUAAAGCUUUUUUCUAUUUUUCCUAUUAGUAUGGUACAAAAUCUCAUCUCACAGUUAAUAUUUUUUUUAAUAUGAAUGGAAUUUCAAGGUUAAGGUGUGUGUAUAAAAGAUUCCUUUGUGACCUCUUUUUUUCCUGCUUCUGAGCGGCUGCCACCAAAAACAAAAUAAAAAAAUGCAGUUCCCUAUAUUGCAACUUGAAGCUGCCCCGUGAAAGUGUGAAGCAGAGACACAUAUUAGAGAGAGUCUGGCCAACUAGAGAGUGGACCAUCUGAACUAUCCCACUAUGCUGAUUCUGAACUGAGCUGGUCACAUGUUUCAUGGGCGCCAUGUUAGAUACAUCUAACCAAUAUUCAUAGAGAAGUGGCAAUAACAGAGGAUAAAGUUACCACAGUACUCAGCCUAUGGCUCCUAUGGCUC
Molecule: messenger RNA, 3229 nt
Organism: Mugil cephalus (flathead mullet)
Lineage: Eukaryota; Metazoa; Chordata; Actinopteri; Mugiliformes; Mugilidae
Gene: drd2l
Product: dopamine receptor D2 like
Exons: 8
Coding region: 236-1738 (500 amino acids)
Biological process (GO): adenylate cyclase-activating adrenergic receptor signaling pathway
Cellular component (GO): glutamatergic synapse; presynaptic membrane
Molecular function (GO): dopamine neurotransmitter receptor activity, coupled via Gi/Go; G protein-coupled receptor activity
Source: RefSeq, a predicted model, not a curated record